AUGCUCGAGCCGACGAUGGUAUACGUCGCCCCUGCGGCCUCGCGUCGUGGCGGCGGUGGCGGCGGCGGUGGAUUUGCGAAUAGAACGGUCUGUUUUGCUGUGCUGCUGCUGCUGCUUGGUGCUGCUCGGUCGACGGCGGUUGCACCCGGAACAACGAGCUCGGGCAGCGGUGCCGCCGAGCCUGGCGAGGGAGAAAUCGCUGGCGUCGUGGCGCAGGCGCUCGCGUCGAACAGUGACAAGGCCGCUGCUGUCCUCUCUCAGCUCGAAUCGCUCCUGGCGUCGCUGGAGUCGUUCCUGGCGGAGUACGGCUUACCGUCCGCUUCCUUGGUAUUCCCCGGGGUCGCUAUCGCCAUCUUCUUGCUGGUGUUGCUCGGGAAGGUCGGCAUCGGCGGCGGGGGUGGCAGCGGGUCGUCAAAGAAACGUAAAGGUGUGGUGCUAUUUCUCGGGCCCUGUGGCUCCGGGAAGACGGCCAUGUGCUACCGGCUCUCCCACGGUGGAGAAACCGGCCUAGUGCCGACGGCAACCUCGAUGGAGGCCUGCAGGUAUCCCUGCAGCAGCGGCCGGCUAUCCGAACUACUAGCUCGAAACGGCAAUGGACCCUCGUCUUCUGCUCGGUCCGGGUCGCUGGUGGACUACCCGGGCCACGAGAGACUCAGGGGCGGGGUGGGCGAAGAGCUGCGCGGGGCCGACCGCGUCGUGUUCAUGCUGGACGGGUCCUGCCUCGCGGCGCAGGUGGCGGCCGGCGCCGAGCUCCUUUACGACGUCCUCACCGACCCGUCGCUCGAGGGCUGCCAAGGACUCAUGCUCGCGCUGAACAAGAGCGACCUCAAGGAGGCCAAGGCGUCUCGGGCCAAGACCCUGCUGCAGAAGGAGCUGGACAAGCUGAGAGGCACCCGCGGGAUGCUUGGGACGCAGGGGGAGGAGGACGACAUGCCGGUCGCGAUGGCGUUGGGGAGGCCCGGGCAGCCCUUCAGCCUGGAGGUGGAUUCGCCAUGCGAGGUGGUUGUCGCUGGUUGUUCUGUGGCAAAGGAAGGGGGGCUGGACUCGGUGGUAGACUUCGUGCGCGCGUCGCUUGUGUAA
Ectocarpus siliculosus is the source of this 1080-nucleotide messenger RNA. NCBI's taxonomy places the organism in Eukaryota, Phaeophyceae, Ectocarpales, Ectocarpaceae. The record is from the annotation of a GenBank genome assembly.